Panicum hallii is the source of this 1883-nucleotide messenger RNA. RefSeq lists its product as uncharacterized. Bases 45 to 1475 code for a protein of 476 amino acids. Lineage: Eukaryota; Viridiplantae; Streptophyta; Magnoliopsida; Poales; Poaceae. The record is from RefSeq and is a predicted model, not a curated record. Gene Ontology annotation, molecular function: protein binding. The transcript has 18 exons.
GAAUCCAACCCUAACCGAGUGGCGCCAUCGCCUCGCCGUCGCCCAUGGACAAGUUCCUCGUGGCGGCGCCGCCUCAUUCCGGCGAGGAGCCCGCGACGCCGCCGCCGCCUCCGAGGAGACACCGGUGGAGGCGCAUCGCAGUGGAGCUGGACGGCCGCAUCGACGCCAGGUUCCGGCACCUGGAGUCGCGCCUCCUCCUCGAUUCCUUCGCCGAGAUUGGAGCCUUUGAUCACAAGUAUUACAUGCAUGGCGAAGAACGGUGUCGGACAUAUGUGGAUCGAAUGAUUAGUGCUUCAACUAUGAAUUUUCAUCCAGCAAGGGAGGGUAUUUCAGCAGUAGAGUUUGAUAAAAAGGGAAUCUACCUUGCAUCAGUGACAUUCUCAGGAUGUCUGACCGUGCAUGACUUUGAGACUUUAUACUGCUCCAUAUAUGACCAAUCAUGCAGUAUCCCAGAUGACUCAUCAAAUUAUGUGCUCCAUAUAUCUAACCGAAUUCCCCUAAAUGCUGUCCGAUGGAAUCCAGGAAACCAAGAUGAGAUUGCUUGCACAUCAAGUCAAAGUGAUAAAGUUUUUCUCUUUGAUAUUGGCUAUGUCUCAUCUGCGCCGACUGAAGUUUUGCAGAAAGGCAAAUCCAAAUUUCCCGCGCUGUACUCUGAAUCCCGCAAGAGUUUGACUGAUAUAGCUUUUACUUCAGAUGAUAAGUCGCGGAUAUUUGCUUCUGGCCUUGAUGGGGCAGUGUACAUGUGGGACAGGCGCUCAAGUAAGACACACUGUCUCGAGCUUAUGGCACCGCCAGAGUCUCAGUUCAACACUGUCAAGCUAAGUCUAGAUAGUUGGACUGUGUUUGGCGCAACUAAAAAUGGCACAAUUCAUGUGUGGGAUCUCCGGGGAGGGAGGGCGUCGGGUGCUUUUCAAAGCCACAAUGAGGUUCAACAAUUAUCAUCAGUGAAGGUGUCAACAUUGUUGGGCAAAAUUGCAUCACUAAAGGAACAAUCGAACAUUGUUUCAAGUCCAAUUCUGUCGAUAGACUUCAAUCCUAGUUGCUCAUAUCAAUUGGCCUUCCAUCUUGAUGAUGGCUGGUCUGGAGUCUUGAAUAUUAACAACCUUAGUGUGACUCACCUGCACUGCCCUCCUCCUGCUUGGUUGGAGAGCACAGACUUGGUAUUGCAAAAACAGCUAAGAAAACCAACCUGGCUGCCGACAUCUUCAAUUUAUGCAGUUGGAUCUUCCUCAUAUGAUGGAAUUUAUCUACUGGAUUUUCAUCCAGAUACGACCUCGGCAUGCCAUGUGGACAAAGAGGAAACAAGAGGCCUCGAGGAAAAUCAACCUGUGGAAAACAAGCUUGUUCCUUUAUCCCAACGGGUGCUUUCUUGUGCAGCCCAUCCACUCAACCACACCAUAAUUGCCGGUACACAGUACUCAUCAUUGCUCAUAUUAUCACAAAAACACGAGACUGUCAGAAAUCUGGAGUCAUGAAAGUCUGCUGUUUCAAGCAGCAUCUCCAACUGCACAUUGUAGAACUGCAGCGGUGUUUGAUCAUUGCCAUCCUGUGAUAAAGAAUUAUGUGCAGCAUGGAGACCUUGCUUGUACCACAGAGGCUUCAGAUCUAGUUGUCCGGUCACCAGAUGGCAGGUAUCUGUAGGCCGUCACAGGCUCACAGCCCACAAAAUUUAACAUGCUGCCAGUAAUCUGCUUCGAGGAUCUGAUGAAUACACAGCCAUUCAAACAAAUGCCCUUGAUGCAAUGAUGCUGCAUACCUUCAUGGCAUGCUUGAUGCUUCCAUGGGACAGAAGGUAUCCUUGCUUGUAAUUAUCAUUUGCUCCUGACAUGAGUUAUGUUCUGACAUACCUGUAUAUGCCAUGUAACUGGGAGGUACCUGUGCAA